Molecule: messenger RNA, 549 nt
Organism: Rotaria sp. Silwood1
Lineage: Eukaryota; Metazoa; Rotifera; Eurotatoria; Philodinida; Philodinidae
Source: the annotation of a GenBank genome assembly
AUGAGUUCGGCUUUUGGUGGCCUUCUCUUUCUUGAGAGUCCUGCUGUUGAAUUGAAUUCCAUUAGUGUUAGCAUAAAGAAUGUUGUUCUAACACCUGCCUACGAUAUUAUGGAUCCCAAUCGAGAUAAACAUUGGGACGAUCUACGUGUUCGCGCACAGGGAAUAUGGGCAGACAUAGCUGGCCAAUAUAUUGUUUUCAAUCUGCCUUCGCAAAGUGUACGUGAUUUAAACAGUGCUCAAUUAGAUCGAGCUCUUCGUUUUUGGGAUACUGUAGUACUGACUCACCAUGACUUGAGAGGUACUACACCGGUACGUCGAGAACGCAUCGUAUGCGAUGAACAACCAGUAACUGGCUACAUGCAUGCUGGCUAUCCGAUUGUCACUCAUUUGGAUAUAACUGACCCAAAAUCUGAAUAUUUCUUACUGAAUAGUGAUAUUUUAGAAAAGAAAGGCUUUUGGGGUGUUUUCCAUGAAAUUGGUCAUAAUAUGCAGCGCGACUGGUGGAGUUCAUGGAUUGGUGGAAAAUUAUCACGAUACAAAGAUUGUUGA